AUGACCAACGACGUGAAGAGUUUGAGUGGUGGCAGCAUGCUACCCAUGGCUUGGCUGCUCUCGGCCAUGAUGAUGGGAUCAUGCGUUGCCUUUAUUCCUCGCCAUCAUCCUCGCGUGGAACCAUCGACAUUGCUCCAUAUCGGUGCUACCUCCAACUACUUGUCGUUUACUGGACAAAAUACUGGAGCAUCAGUUGCAGCACCCCAGCAGAUUUCUUCAGGUGGAGGCGACGAUGAAUUUGUGGUGGGUGUGCUCGGAGAUCUGCACAUUGACCCAAGAAAAUUUGACGACUACGAAAUCGGACGUGAGCAUUGGUUGAGAAUUUUUGACGAGACAAGAGCGCGAAAUUGCAACAAUCUUGCUCUGGUGUCUCUGGGUGAUCUUGGAGAAUCCAAAUCGGUCCGUCCCAAGGAGACUUCGGAACUCUUCGCGGGUACCACAGAAUGCCACAUGAUGGCGGCAGAGUAUUUGCGUUCUCUUGGCGUGGAAUAUGAAGUGGUGGGUGGAAACCAUGAUUUGGAAGGAAUCGACGAAUUCAAAACCGACGAGGAAAACCUUGAACUGUUUCUGCGGGCCCACAACAAGCCAGCCCCACAAUUCUUGAGGUACAUUGGUGAAAAAACAGCUUUGGUGGGUUUAACAUCCACUGUUUUUCGUGAUGCCAAGUACACGUCUCACGAGGUAACCAUUGACGAGGAUCAACUCAACUGGUUUGAAGAAGUCGUUACAACACAUCCUGCAUCUGAGGGGUGGAAGAUCUUUGUCUUUACUCAUGCCCCACCCAACGGGAGUGGACUUCGUGUGCUGCAGGAAAAUCAUGUGGUGAAUGGCUGCUGCUGGCUCAAUCAUUCCAACGAAAACCAAUGUCGCAAGUUUAUUGAACUUGUCAGAGAAAACCGUUGCAUCAAGGCAUGGUUCUCGGGACAUUUCCACUUGGGACAGGACUAUCAAGACUCCAUCACCUUUCCUACGGUAGAUCCCAGUGAAGGACCUUACCCCAACCGUGGUUCUUGUGUCUUUGCGCAAACAUCUGUCAUGAGGGCAGGAACUUCUCGUGACGGGAGACAGCAAUCACGGCUGAUUCGAGGCAACAAUCAAGGUUUUGAGAUUUGCACUAUUGAUCAUGCCAACAAUGGCGCUUUGCGUGUGGAUGCCACGAUCAACUACAAGGAUUGCAACCACGAGGUGGGAGUUUACGCUCACGAAGAUAUUACUCGCCAAGGUGAUCAGUUCUUCAAAGUAUAUGCACCCUGUGCUGGCGACAGCCUUCAUCCACCGGAUGAGAACCUUAUUGGAUAUGAUGAAUAUGGGGAAAUCCGCAUCGACACUCCCAUCACAGUGGACAGCAAAGCUUGGUGGUACAUGGCCGAUGGUCGUGUGAUGGGUCUAUUGAAUGGAAUGAUGAUUGAGUAUGAUCGAUCCACAUUGGCUCCAUUGGGAUUGGUGUGUGGAGCUGAUGAAUUGGUUGGAAAGCGCAUCGCUGUCGUGGACUCGGGCAUUGAACAAAACUGCUUUGUUGGUGAGGAUCUCGGCAUGGAGGGUGCUGACUGUACUGACACCAGCCAGUCACGUGAACAAGCGCUUCUGUUGGUCAGUGCUGAUAAUUCUGUUGUUGUUGUCCAACCUAACGAGGACGGCUCCUUCUGGCGCAAGAUUGUGCGAAACAAAAUGAUUCGUGAGAGAGAAAAGAGACGAGAGCUUGCUGCCAAAGAAUUCCUGGAUCGCUCGCAACCGGUACAGUGGAGCACUCCUGGUGGUGCCAGCAAGAGUGAGGAUGUCGACGUUGUCUCAUCCUGGGGACCGUACACAUCGACCCAAGGUACAGCAAAGAAGACCGGAGUAUCCGGGCUGACCGCUCCUGCAAUGAGGUAG
Seminavis robusta is the source of this 1872-nucleotide messenger RNA. The record is from the annotation of a GenBank genome assembly. Lineage: Eukaryota; Bacillariophyta; Bacillariophyceae; Naviculales; Naviculaceae.